GCCCUCUCCUAACCCUCAGAGUCGGCUCCAGUCAGGCCCCUCUCUUGCCUUCUCUGCCACUCCUCUGCCCAUCCAUGGCCCUUCACACACCCAGGUCAGAGCACACAUCAGUCUGGCCAUGGCCGUAAUUAGCAGAGGAUAUCAUAGGCCAGUGACUUUCUGGUCCUGAAUUCAAGACCAGGUCAAAAUCCACACUGAUUUCUGGAUUGUUUGAUUGAAGGAUGAAAAUGCCCAGAAGCUUCAUCCAAAUCUCGGACACCCUGCACAUGUCCAAGAAAUGGAGUCUCUAUGUCAGGGGGAAGAGGAAAGGCAGGAAGAUUUGGACACCGUGAUCACAACAGCCAGGGAGAAGCUGGAGGUCAGUGGCGCCAUUGACCCCCACGUGCAGGUGCUGAGGGCUGCACUGCCCGCCAGGGAGAUGCCCCCAUUGACAGCCCACCAGCAGCGCUGAGCACGCCCUCUGCCGGCACCCUGCCCAAAGCAGGGCAGGAAAGCAGGCAGGCUUUAUAGUGGAGAUGGUCAUUAUUGGCUGUCUUAACUUGCAGUUUUUCAUUUCUAAAUGAAUUGAUUACAGAAUUACUAAUGAGAGCUUUUUUUUUUAAGAUCCACAGUGGUUUUAUUUCCUCUUGAGUGAGUUGUCUAGGUGCAUCCCUUGGCCAUUUCUGAAUCAUUUCCUUCAGGCCAAGUUACCUCUUGGGAGAGGCCUCCGGCCGAGCACCAGAUGCCAGUUAACUGGGACACACUUGGCACACGGCUUUGGUCCUCUCUCCCCCGCUGGCUCCGCAGAUCCUCCCUCAGCCUGCCUUCGGAGGCCGCUUCCUCCCCUUCCAGCACCAGGCUCCUCCUGUUUCCUCCAGGAGUUCACCAGGAAGUCCAGCCAGUUUUUCAUAGCCAGCCUGGCCACCUUCACCGAGAAGUUCCUGCUGCAGUUGGAUGAAGUGCUGACCAUCGACGAUGUCCAGGCUGCAAGGAUGGAGCCCCCCAGACAGAAAACGUCAAUCCUCAUCCGGAGGAAAAUCUCCGGGCUCUCCCCGGAGGAAGAGAGUGAGACGCCCCUGAUUGAACGGGGGAGCAGGAAGUGGCCUGGAGUCAAACCCACCAAAGUCACCAUCCAAAACAAGCUUCUCCUCCAGGAAACGUCAUCGGUCACCACCAUCAGAACCACCCUGGGCCACCAGGCGGCCGUGGAAGCCCGAGACGCUAUCUACCUGAAAUAUUUAGCGUUAUUUGAAGAGGAGCUGAAGAAGAUCCAGGAUGACCACACGUCGCAGGUGAAGGAGGCUCAGCGCUGGAAGGACAGCUGGAAGAGCUCUGUGUGCACUGUCCAGGGCCUGUACUCGUGACACCCUCCACUCACCCCAAUA
Diceros bicornis minor is the source of this 1364-nucleotide messenger RNA. Its product is annotated as coiled-coil domain-containing protein 180-like. The record is from RefSeq and is a predicted model, not a curated record. The coding region runs from base 972 to 1343 and encodes 123 amino acids. The transcript is spliced from 4 exons. Lineage: Eukaryota; Metazoa; Chordata; Mammalia; Perissodactyla; Rhinocerotidae.